Molecule: messenger RNA, 583 nt
Organism: Amphiprion ocellaris (clown anemonefish)
Lineage: Eukaryota; Metazoa; Chordata; Actinopteri; Pomacentridae
Gene: mgst2
Product: microsomal glutathione S-transferase 2
Exons: 4
Coding region: 100-522 (140 amino acids)
Biological process (GO): leukotriene biosynthetic process
Cellular component (GO): membrane; nuclear envelope; endoplasmic reticulum
Molecular function (GO): leukotriene-C4 synthase activity; enzyme activator activity; glutathione transferase activity
Source: RefSeq, a predicted model, not a curated record
GGAUGAGUUUCCAGCAGGAAGUAGCUGCAGCUUGUUAUGUAAAGCAGACUUUGUUCUGGGAGAGAACUGUGAGGAGGGUUAGAGCUGUUCAGCAGAGCGAUGGCAUCUGACGGCCCUUUCCUGGUGGCUGCAGUGACCCUGAUGUCGGCGACACACAUGGGAUACCUGGCCCGGCGGGUCGGAUGGUCCAGGAUCGCUCUGAAGAUCAUGCCUCCUGUGGUCACUGGACCUCCAGAGUUUGAGAGGACUUUCCGUGCACAUCAGAACUGUGUGGAGUUCUACCCCAUCUUCCUGGUGGUGCUGUGGAGCUGCUCUACCUUCUUCAGUGAGCUGGUUGCAGCUGUAGGAGGUCUGGUCUACAUGGUCGCCCGGCAGAUGUACUUCAACGGAUACGUCAAGUCCACCAAGAAGAGGUUACCGGGUUUUAUUCUGACUCUGGCUGUGUUGUUCACUCUGUCUCUGCUGGCGUCCAUCGGAGUACUGCGUGGAAUACUACACAAGUACUUCCACAUCCACCUCUGAAGAUUGUAUCUCCAGCAAAUCAAAUAAAUGAGAGUUUCAUGCUCAUCGUUUUGCACUGAAA